AUUUGGACCAAGGGGCCAAGGAUGCAGGGCUGCCAUCCCCCGUAAUCUCCUCACUAAAUAUACCUGCACAAGGUGGGGGAGUGCACCGCCCAGUCACAGCCCGCCACCAGCCAUGGAUGAAGACGACCAGAAAAUGAUGAUGCUUCGGAAAGCAUUCCAAAUGUUUGAUACAACGAAGAGCGGCUUCAUCGACACCCUCAAAAUUUCAACAAUCCUUAAUACGAUGGGUCAGCUGUUUGAUGACGAAGAACUCAACGCUCUUAUAGAAGAAACAGACGCUGAUUUAACGGGUAAAGUAAACUUCGAUGGUUUCUGCCAAAUCGCAGGACAUUUCCUCGAAGAAGAGGAUGCGGAAGCUAUGCAGGAAGAGCUGAAAGAAGCUUUCAGGCUGUACGAUAGGGAAGGUAAUGGCUACAUCACGACAGCUACGCUGCGGGAAAUCUUAGCUGCCCUUGACGACAAGCUGACGUCUGACGAUCUAGACGGAAUCAUCGCUGAAAUCGAUACGGAUGGUUCCGGUACCGUUGACUUUGAUGUAACGGGUAAAGUAAACUUCGAUGGUUUCUGCCAAAUCGCAGGACAUUUCCUCGAAGAAGAGGAUGCGGAAGCUAUGCAGGAAGAGCUGAAAGAAGCUUUCAGGCUGUACGAUAGGGAAGGUAAUGGCUACAUCACGACAGCUACGCUGCGGGAAAUCUUAGCUGCCCUUGACGACAAGCUGACGUCUGACGAUCUAGACGGAAUCAUCGCUGAAAUCGAUACGGAUGGUUCCGGUACCGUUGACUUUGAUGGUACUUCAAUUAUUUAUUUAAUCUACAAUAUCUGUAAUAGUUUAAAAUAA
This is a messenger RNA of Nezara viridula (southern green stink bug), 838 nucleotides long. The record is from the annotation of a GenBank genome assembly. NCBI's taxonomy places the organism in Eukaryota, Metazoa, Arthropoda, Insecta, Hemiptera, Pentatomidae.